AUGGCCAUUGUCCACCCGGCGACCAGAUCUCCAGCUCACAUCCGCCCCAGUAGCUGGGCCGAUGGCCUUCGGGGAAUUGCCGCACUAUUCGUAGUUGCGAGCCAUGCCUGCCUUUCCUUUGCGACAUACUUGAUCCCACCAUCCUUCGCGGAAACCGGAACAUCAACCCUAUUUCAGCGUCCAUUUUUCAGAUUGGUGAUUCAGGGUCAAGCUUGGGUGGCCAUCUUCAUGGUGUUACUUGGAUUUGUGAAUGCCCUCAAGCCACUCCAGCUAGCCCGCCGUGGAGCUACUGCCGAUGCCCUCAGCACCUUAUCAACUGGUGCCUUUCGGCGCAAGGGGAGACUUGUCUUCCCCGCGGCCCUAAUGACAUUUCUGGCUUGGCUCUUGUGUCAGUUUGGGGUAUUCCAAUUGGCUCGCCAGGUAGAUGCAUACUGGUUGAGGGCAACAAGUCCCAAACCAAGCUCUUCUUUGAUCAAUGCCAUCGUUGAUCUUGUUCGAGGGGUGGCUGGUACUUGGCUGUAUGGAGAUAAUGCCUAUGAUCAACCACAAUGGGCGUUGAAACAUCUCUUCCGUGGCUCGUUGUAUGUCUUCAUGACACUGCUAGCCUUGGUGAAUACCACGCCGCUGUUUCGCAUCUGCGCCCAAAUAGUGCUCUACGCUUUUGCUUGGUUAACACUUGAUGGGACUGUCGGUAUCAACAUCUUCGCUGGCAUGAUAAUGGCCGAAAUGUCAUUUUACAACCUGUCUGCCCUUCGACCGCGCGUGCUGUUCAGAAUACUUCCCCAUGGACUUGUCACACUAGGCUUCUAUAUCUGCUCCUACCCCAGCGAAUACUCAAACCAAGCAGAAUGGUCUUCCCAGCUCGCAUCCCUCGCCCAGACCAUCUUCCCGAAAAACGCCGAUAUCAGCAGAUACUAUGCUGGUCUAGGAGCACAGAUGAUCUGCUUAGGCGUGAUGCUGUCACCCUUCCUGCGACGGAUUCUUUCCCACCCGGGACUUUUAUGGCUCGGUUCGAUCAGUUUCCCGCUCUACCUUAUACAUGGGCCUCUCAUGCGCUCUGUCCUGGUCUACCUUGUCUACUUGCCCAUGUCAAUUGGCUUCAAGCCGAGUUUGCUAGCAGAUGGGACAGUAAAUCCGGAGUCGUACAUUCCCAAACCGAGCCCGCUCCGACUUACUGUGGUUCUUGUGAUCUUCUUUGCAUUUUUGCUCUAUGUUGUUCAACAGUGGACGAGAUAUGUGGAGCCGAAGAUGGCCGCACUGACGGAUGCUUUCGAAAAAUUCUCACGGUCGUGGGGGAAGAACGGGAGGUGGGCUGUCAAGGAAAAUGGAUCGUUAUUACCUGUCAAUUCUGCCAAAGAAAUCAAGACAUGA
Messenger RNA from Penicillium antarcticum, 1371 nucleotides. RefSeq names its product acyltransferase family protein. The record is from RefSeq and is a predicted model, not a curated record. Gene Ontology annotation, molecular function: acyltransferase activity, transferring groups other than amino-acyl groups. Gene Ontology annotation, cellular component: membrane. The transcript is spliced from 3 exons. The coding region runs from base 1 to 1371 and encodes 456 amino acids. Gene Ontology annotation, biological process: polysaccharide biosynthetic process. NCBI's taxonomy places the organism in Eukaryota, Fungi, Ascomycota, Eurotiomycetes, Eurotiales, Aspergillaceae.